AUGCCUCUUUGGGUCGUCGUUGGAGGUGCAGAUAAAGGUGGUAUUUUGGUUCGGCGUGGUCAGGAGCUCUCCUCUGCAGCCUGCACUGAACGCUUGUCUACUGGCGCUGAGGUGGAGCAGUUGCACAUCACUGGCGAGCGCCUCCACUAUCGGCGUAUCUUGGGCAGUGGUCCUGAGGAAGGCUGGGUAAGUGUCCGAAUCAGCGGCAAAGAACUGCUCACAAAGAAAGAAGAGAAGGAAGCAGAGGAGAAGCCACAGGAAAUCAAAGCCGAAAGCAAACUGGUUUUGACAUUGCCAGUCAAAAGCAAGGAGGUAGUUGGGCCUUCUUCUGGCUACACCCAUCGAUGGGCCAUCAACAUCGAUGACUGGAAUCCGGCAGGAGGAUCUGAAGGCAGCGAAUUUCAGUUCCUGCUCCGCCUGAUCAAGGAAGAAAAUGAAAGGAAAGCCGUUUUGCGCUUCAAGUUUCUGGAUGAUCAGAAGCGAGCGCUGAUAUCGCGGCUUUUGGUGCGCCAAGCAAGUGCAUCUUCGCUGCAACUUGGCAGUUGGCAGUGA
Molecule: messenger RNA, 552 nt
Organism: Durusdinium trenchii
Lineage: Eukaryota; Dinophyceae; Suessiales; Symbiodiniaceae
Source: the annotation of a GenBank genome assembly